UCUCUGUGUCUCUCUCUCUGUCUGUCUCUGUGUCUCUCUCUCUGUGUCUCUGUCUCUUUAUCUAUUCAAAAACAACGAAGUAGAGUCAAAGUUCACUGUGACGUCACGAACAGCCGUAAAAUGUAGCUUGUUACUGAGCUAACAUGAAGCUAACAUAAGCUAGCUCCGUGAAGCUAACAUAAGCUAGCUCCGUGACGCUCCAGCAGCUGAUCAGCCUGAAGGUUUCAGGUGAAUCCAGCUCUCAGCCUCGGCACCAUGACCAACCCCCUGAGGGCCGAAGUGGUUCGACUCUAUAAAAACCUCCUCUACCUCGGCCGGGAGUAUCCCAAAGGAGGCGACUACUUCAGAGACCGGCUGAGAUCCGCGUUCACCAAAAACAAGUCGGUCCAGGACCCGGAGCAGAUCAAGGAGAUGAUCGCUCGAGGGGAGUACGUGGCCAGAGAGCUGGAGGCGCUGUACUACCUGAGGAAAUACAGAGCCAUGAAGAAACGCUACUACGAGGAAUGAAGACGUCUCCACACAUCAGAGGUGUACGUGGAAAACAUCUUUAACUUUGUCUCUAGCUGGUUCGAUAUCAGACGACUCAGCAGCAGCUUCCAGGUUUUAGCUUUUUAUUCCUGUAAAAUCAGCAAUGACAGAAAACAUUUAAAUAAAAGUAUAAAAAAGAGGA
This is a messenger RNA of Paralichthys olivaceus (Japanese flounder), 670 nucleotides long. RefSeq names its product LYR motif containing 5b (gene lyrm5b). The record is from RefSeq and is a predicted model, not a curated record. Gene Ontology annotation, biological process: respiratory electron transport chain. Gene Ontology annotation, cellular component: mitochondrion. Lineage: Eukaryota; Metazoa; Chordata; Actinopteri; Pleuronectiformes; Paralichthyidae.